This is a messenger RNA of Sugiyamaella lignohabitans, 636 nucleotides long. RefSeq lists its product as uncharacterized. The transcript has a single exon. Gene Ontology annotation, molecular function: sulfate transmembrane transporter activity. The coding region runs from base 1 to 636 and encodes 211 amino acids. The record is from RefSeq and is a predicted model, not a curated record. Gene Ontology annotation, cellular component: membrane. NCBI's taxonomy places the organism in Eukaryota, Fungi, Ascomycota, Dipodascomycetes, Dipodascales, Trichomonascaceae.
AUGACCAGUCCUAAAAGUCCUAACGAGAAGAGUGUCGGUGCUUAUCGAGUUGAUGAGUUAUCAUCAAGUUCUUUAAGUAUUGAAAAUGAAGACCUCGCUGUUGGGCAGGAUAAUAUAUUCAAAGACCCUGCUAUCUAUGAGCAUUACAAAAAGGUUUACGAAGAGGCCAAUUAUGAGUGCAGGCAUCUGCUUGACCCUGACUUCGAGUGGACACCACAAGAAGAAAGAAAGCUCGUAUGGAAGACAGAAUGGAGAUGUUGUUUUGUUGCAUUCUUGUUCUUCUUCAAUUUAGAUAUUGAUCGUGGAAAUAUCUCAUCAGCUCUUGGAGAUAAUAUGUUGACAGAUUUGAAGCUUACUACCAACGAUUAUAAUUUGGGAAGCACAAUUAAUCUUGUUUGUUUCUUGUCAUCUGAACUUCCUUCACAGCUUAUAUCCAAGAAAUUGGGUCCAGAUGUUUGGAUUCCUCUCCAAAUGGUUUUGUUUUCUGCUAUUGCUAUGUCUCAAAUGGCAAUUCAAAACCGUGCUGGUUUCUUUGCGACCAGAGCUUUAUUGGGAGCACUUCAAGGAGGCGUAAGUUAUUCAAGCAAGUCAUGCUUUCAGCACAAGUUAUCUAACCUAGUGACAGUUCAUACCUGA